Molecule: messenger RNA, 944 nt
Organism: Theileria parva strain Muguga
Lineage: Eukaryota; Apicomplexa; Aconoidasida; Piroplasmida; Theileriidae
Product: Telomere stability and silencing family protein
Exons: 1
Coding region: 123-869 (248 amino acids)
Cellular component (GO): nucleus
Source: RefSeq, a predicted model, not a curated record
UAUCACAACUGUACAUUCAUAUCACUAAAUAUAAUGUAUUGAAUAUUAUAUAUUGGUCUAUUUCUAACAUUUUUAGUAUCUUUAUUUUUUAACUUAAUUUUAUCAACUUUGAGGCUAGAUUUAUGUCCACGAACUUGGUGAUUUAUCUUCCUUCCAGGCCCACCGAAUGUUUUCAGUUAUCUUCAGAAUCUUUGAAAGUUUUAGGCUUUAACUCCGAGGAUCUCCUUUACAAACACUAUUGCAGUCCAGAAGACCAAUGCAGAGGUUCAUACCCCUGCUUCAAAAGUGAUAUUUUCAAUCAUGUCGUGAGCAAAUUGUACAACGUUAAUCUGGAGAAGUUUUACCUCCUAAUAAAUGGAAAACUAACUGAUAAAAAAGAACAUAAUAAAAAUUUAAAUUUAAACCACCGUUCUACCCCUAAGGAUUUAAUAAAUGUAACAGUUCUAUACAAGCUUCUGGGAGGAAAGGGAGGCUUUGGGAAAAUCCUCAAGACGCAGUCAAACAAGAAAAGACAGUCAAAUAACCUUGACUCAUGCCGUAAUUUACAGGGCCAGAGGAUACGAACUGUAAGGCUUUCCGACCAGAUGAAUAAGUGGAAGGAGUCGGAAUCGGUUCGUGAAAAACUGGGCGAUGAUGUAUACAAAUUACCAAAAAAAGACAAACCUUCUGAAAAUAUUAAACCUGAAAAAUUUUGUGACCCGAAGUACGUAGAAACAGUUAAGAAGGAGGUUUCCAAGGUCAAGGAAACUGUUCUCAGAGGAUUCGACAGGAAACUUGAAAAGGAAUCUCAAGACUUUAAAUUAUGUGAAGAAUUAGAAUCAAAGCGAUCUACACUAAUUGAUUCGUGUUCGAAUAUUUACGAUUUAUAGAAGGUUGAUAGUUCCUCUUUCAACCCGCUGCACUUCUUUAAAUUAUUUUUUGUUAAUGUAAUUUACUUUUUUGUA